Medicago truncatula (barrel medic) is the source of this 2476-nucleotide messenger RNA. Its product is annotated as replication protein A 70 kDa DNA-binding subunit-like. The transcript has 11 exons. Bases 683 to 2257 code for a protein of 524 amino acids. NCBI's taxonomy places the organism in Eukaryota, Viridiplantae, Streptophyta, Magnoliopsida, Fabales, Fabaceae. The record is from RefSeq and is a predicted model, not a curated record.
GAAUUAUUAUUAAGUUUGGUUCCAAAUUUUUUGGAAGCCAAUACUUAUCAAUAUGUCCUCUUUUUAAGGAAUUAAAAAACCAAUUAUUUCCUUCUGAUGCAAUCUUUUUCUACCUAACAAAAUGUGCUAUUUUUAUUCAAAAGCAACUGUACAGAUCGUUUGCAGUAACAAUUUUUCCUGUUUUUUUUUUUAUGAAAAACAUCAUACAUAUCCUUUCCUUCCCAUCGAACCCCACUCAGCACUUUAACAAAAUAUGUCCUCUUUUUAAGGAAUUAAAAAACCAAUUAUUUCCUUCUGAUGCAAUCUUUUUCUACAUAACAAAAUGUGCUAUUUUUAUUCAAAAGCAACUGUACAGAUCGUUUGCAGUAACAAUUUUUCCUGUUUUUUUAUUUAUGAAAAACAUCAUACAUAUCCUUUCCUUCCCAUCGAACCCCACUCAGCACUUUAACAAAAUGUGCUAUUUUCAAUGAAAGACACUAAACAGAUCGUUUCCACUAUUCAAUCCUCCCCUACCUAACAAUAUUUCCUGUUUUUUAUGAAAAACAUCAUACAUAUCCCUUCCUUUCCAUCAAACACUACUCAUCGGUUUUUGUCCCUUCAUUCUAUAUAUACAUCACAACCUAAUAGCAAUAUAAUCUGGUUCUAAGUAAGCAUCUUCCUUUUUCAAAAACGCCAAACAAAAAUGUCUAGCAUAUACACCCCACUAUCAGCUGUUUCUGGAGGAAGGAAGAACCUGAAGAUGUGUGUGCGUGUUGCUCACAUUUGGUUAAUUCCAGCUAAAAAAGAUCCAACUAACAUCGUAUUCAUGAACAUGCUGCUGGUGGAUGCAAAGGGUGGACGUAUCCACGCCACAGUUAGAAAGGAUUUGGUGGCAAGAUUCAGGUCAAUGGUUGAGGAAGGGGCUACAUAUGAGCUUCACAAUGCAAUCGUCGCUAUUAAUGAAGGUCCAUAUAAGAUAACUUCCCACAAACACAAACUUGGUAUGCUGCACAACUCAAGUUUUACGAAAAAAGACUUACCUACUAUCCCUAUCAAUGUUUUUGAUUUCAUGUCAUUCAAUGAAAUCCUCUCUUCAAAUGUCGAGGAGACAUCUGCUGAUGUUAUUGGUCAUGUAAUUGAAAGGGGUGAUGUAAAGGAAACUGAAAAUGAGGGCAGGAAGAGCAAAGUGAUUGAUUUGACUUUGCAAGAUUUGGAGAACAACCGUUUGCAUUGCUCUCUUUGGGGUGAACAUGCUGACAAAAUUGUGAGCUUUUUUGUUAACCACGACAACUCUUCUCCUGUUGUAUUGAUAUUGCAGUUUUGCAAGACACGCAAAUAUUUAGGUGCAAUGGGGAUUGUUAAUGCGUUUUAUGGGACUAAAUUGAUACUUAACGGCGAUUUACCUGAAGUUGCUACUUACAUCGCACGUAUGAAAAAAACAUCGCUCCAGUUGACCCAAAGUGUUAGCCAGAUUUCCAUAAACAGCUCUGCAUCUCUUUCGGAUGACUUGCUCAACACCAAGAGAAUGACAAUCGAAAGUAUGAUUGAGUCAACUCAGGUGUGUCAAGGUUCGGUACUUGCCACUAUAUGUGAGAUCGAAACUGAGGUUGAUUGGUACUUUCGAUCGUGUACCCAAUGUGCUACAUUGGUCACUGUUGACAAUGGAAUGCUCCGGUGUCGCAAGUGCAAAACUUGCAAAAGUGCUGUGCCUAGGUUCAAGCUGCAUGUCAUUGUGAUGGACGAUACAGGGUCAACUACUUUUGUUCUUUUUGAUCGCCAAGUGACGCAAUUUAUUGGGCGUAAUGUGCAGGACUUAAUCAAUGAACAUGAGAAGGGAGAAGGCACCAAUGAUUAUCCUCCUGAUUUUAAUGUGCUUAUUGAAAAGCAAGUUCUUUUCAAGGUUGAGGUUGGUGAAGGAAAUGUCGUGAAGAAGUAUAGGAAUUAUGCCGUUAAGAAGGCAUCUGACGAUGUUGGUGUCAUCGAACAGUUCAUGUCUAAGUAUAAUUUGGAGAAACCCAACGAUGGAUCUGUUGAAGAGCUUAGUGUGAAUGGUGUUGCAGCAAACAAUUAUAAUGUUCAGGAUGUACAAGAGGUUGAAGACUCAUGCAGCAAUACCUGUGUGAUUGGCACACCAACCAGCAAGACAGGUCUUAAGCGGUCCUCUGAUAGCAUUGACUCUGUGGCUGUUGAUCACGGUGAAGCUGGUCAGGCAUCGGUUACAAAACCUAACAGGGCUGUUCGUGUCAAGAUUGAGCCUAAAGACACUAGAGUUGUUUAACUUGCUCUAAUGCUGGAACUAUCUGCUUUGUUACCGAAUUUCUUCAAUCUCCACGAAUCAGACAUUUAGGAUUCAGUGUUUUUCCUUUAUUUUUUUACAUUUUGGUCUUUAAUUUUCAUUGUACUGCUGUGUUGGUUGUACUUGCUUAGCUCUGCAAACUUUUGUCAGUACACUUAAAUAAAGUUUUGUUCAAGCAUGACUGUGGUAAUAUUAGUCAAC